Messenger RNA from Dichomitus squalens LYAD-421 SS1, 4159 nucleotides. RefSeq lists its product as uncharacterized. Gene Ontology annotation, biological process: NAD+ catabolic process; NADP+ catabolic process. The coding region runs from base 1 to 1521 and encodes 506 amino acids. NCBI's taxonomy places the organism in Eukaryota, Fungi, Basidiomycota, Agaricomycetes, Polyporales, Polyporaceae. Gene Ontology annotation, cellular component: cytosol. The record is from RefSeq and is a predicted model, not a curated record. Gene Ontology annotation, molecular function: NADH pyrophosphatase activity. The transcript has 10 exons.
AUGUCGAACGUCUUCUGUCGACGACCGCGGUUGAUCGCUCGGGAUCUCACGCUUGCCACGCUCUUCUCAGCCAGCUCACUGUCCUCAUUGGAUACGGUGAAGGUCUCGGACGAUUCUGCAGAAUUUGUGAGUGACGCCGCAAAGGCCUACGUCAACUUCUUCAGCGGUAAUCCCCUCAACCGCCUCGCCUGGCUCCGCACUUCACAACCUUUCCUGAAUGCCAUCGUCCACGCACCGGCAACGCGGUGGCUCGUCUUCCGCGAGGGUCAGCCACUCCUAAAGUCUUCCACAUCCGGCGCGCACGCAGGCACGUUCAAACAGUCCCUCGCCCGCCUGACGACGCGCGACGUCCGGUCCUUGCUGGGAACCGAGCCGUUCUUCGCGCAAGGCCGGCGCGAAGGCGAGAUCGCGGAUCCGGACGUGAAGGCCCUCGAAGGAUCCCGGCUACGCGGCACCCCGAUCGUCUUCCUCGGACUGCACGAAACAGAGACGACGUUCGCCGCGGCGCUGCCCUCGUCGGACUUCAGCGCCAAGGCGGAUCCACAAACGGUGAUCGACAACAUCAAGGGCACGCCGUACUUCUCGCUCGACGUCAGCGACGUCGACCAGGCGGAAGUGGAUCAGGUUCUCCACGCGAGUGCUUCCGCUGAGGGAGAACAGGGCACGCAGCUGGUCUUCACGGAACCGCGCGCGGCGACGGGCUCCUUCGACGCCUUCGAGGCCGCGAUAUUUGCCGAGGCGCGCGCGAUUGUUGACUGGAACGCGCGGAACAAGUUCUGCCCUUCGUGCGGCAGUUCUGUACACUCUUCGUGGGCGGGAUGGAAGCUCACAUGCUCGACGCUACUCCCCUGGGCGGAGAACACCGGGCAGAAGCCUUGUUCGACCGCGACCGGGCUCAACAACUUCUCGCAUCCGAGGACAGAUCCAGUCGUCAUUAUGGCCGUCGUAAACCAGACUGGGGACAAGAUUCUCCUGGGUCGCAACAGGAAAUGGCCGAAGAGCUUUUGGUCGUGCCUGUCUGGGUUCAACGAGCCUGGCGAGUCCUUCGAGGACGCGGUCAAGCGAGAGAUGUGGGAAGAGGCCGGCGUGAAGGUCUGGGACGUCCGCUACCACUCUUCUCAGCCAUGGCCUUUCCCUGCCAACCUCAUGUGCGGAUUUUAUGCGACCGCCGAUUCGAACGAGCCGCUGCGCACCGAUCUCGAUAACGAGUUGGAUGAGGCCCGGUGGUUCACACGUGAAGAGCUCCUGGCGGUCCUCGGCCAUACAAGCGGCACAAUCAUCUCACGGCAGGAGCAUAAAGAGCUCGCCGCGGCGGCCGAGAACAGCAACCCGAACGGGAAGCCCGAAGCAGCGACGGCGGAUGCGCGAGGAGCCAAGAGCAGCGUCGCGCCAGCCUUGUCUGACAGCGCUCCUCCAUUCAAGAUCCCGCCUCGAACCGCGAUCGGAGGGGUGAUUCUCAGCGAAUGGGCGUACGGACGUGCAGGUCCCCAGCCGGUAACACCGAAAUUAGGCAGUCUAUGAAGGGCUUAUGAAAUCCUGCAUGGCGAACCUGGUGUUUGAUCGUGUUCUCGGGGACUGCUCUCUAGGAAUAGACGCGGAAGAAGAGAUGUCACCGUAAUAGGUAGGAUGAAUGAUGUUACACGACAGCCAUGCUAGAGUUGUACCAUACAAAGGCGAGAUAUCCGAAUGCGAUGAUGAUAACGCUGACAACAACGACCAAGAUACCACAUCUAGAGAGGCAUCUGACAAAGGGAGAUGAGAGGAAUGAUAACAAGCCAGUCAGGUAUACGCCUGCCCGCUGCAACGAGGGGUAGGUCGGACGAAUAGUGUACACGGCUGAGUCUACUCGCAAACACGGUCUGCUCGGGUGUGACGUUAUGUUAUCAAACAUGCCGUCGAGGCACAUACAACCAGCCCGGCUAUGCGGGAACUUGGGGGAAAGUCAGGAUCACGAGCGUGGUCGCCGCAAAGAGCGGAGCUCGAGCUGACGCCUCAGGUGCGAAGCCUUACGCAGGGCCACCACGAGGCCGUGUUGUGUCCCUCUCCUCCGGGCGGUACGCCCAAAUGCUUGGGCUUCCUGUGGGGCUGGCGCUGGGCAGACGGGGCAGAAGAACCACGUCGUCACCGUCCUCGAGGAUGCGGUCGUACGGAGGCCCACGUGUCAUUGAAUGAGGGUGCGCAGCAGAAGCAAGACCGUGACCUGGAGGACUGCCCUCGUUGCGUGUAUGGGGGCGUGCGAGGGGAGCAACGUUCAAGCUCGCGCUCGCUCCGCCAGCAACCGGACUCGUCAGAGAACGCGGCGGGGGGCUCGCAGGCCCGGCUACAGGCAUGCCUCCCUGGAACGGACCGUAACGUGGGCUGGUUGGGCUUCCCAGUCGCAUUUGCAUCGGGUGAGCGUUCCCAGGGUACGUAGGCUGGACUUGGACUGGCUGAAGCUGGAGGAGAGAACGUCCUGGCUGUUGCCGUUGGGCAUUAUUGACCUCCUCUUCUUCGGCGAGCUUCCGAACCUCGCGCUGCAUCCGCCGCACUCGCGUAAUAGCGACGCCGGCGCGACGUGUCUUCUUCUUUCGCGGCUGUCCUUCCGGGGUCUGGGCCCCACUUGCCUGGUUCUGCGCCUCUUGGGCCUGCUCGUCCUGUUCGUCUCCGUCCGGAUCUAGCUCUGCAUCCGUAUACUGGGGCGAGACCGUGCUCGUGCUGGCGAGCUGGUUCGGAGAGCUCGAGUUAGAGAGAAAUGAGAGUUGUGAAGAAUUUGCCAUGAUACGUUCGCCAGACCCGCCACCGCCUCUUGAUGAGGACGCCGACGAUGAAUGAUUCGCCAUAGCCGUGACCGGAUCCGAAGCACCAGACGCAGAGACAAGGACUUCCCGAGAUACUCCAAGAUGCUCAGACGCAAGGGCGAGCCUGAGUGUGUCCGCUUGGGCGAUGGUGGAAGAGGUGGGGACCCUCAGAGAAGAAGAGCAUUCGGCUGAAGAGAGAGCCAAAGUAACAGCGACGGCGCAUGACUGCAGGCCUGUUUCGUCGCCGACUCCGCAUUGUGCAGGAGCAUCCGGGAUUGUCGCCAAAGAAGCCAGAGUCCCUCCAGGAUCCGCUGAGCGCCGCGAACGUGAACGGGGGCGUGGACGUGAACGUCCUCCGUCCGAUUUGGGGUUUGGCGUGCCGUUGCGUAGUAGAUAAGCGAAGAAACGAGGAAAGCGGUCGGUAGCGUGUUGUGAUUCUACCACAGAGCGGCCUCGGAUCUCUAUAUUCUCUCGCCCUCCUUCUAUUGCCGUUCCCAGCGGAAGGGCCUUCGAAGGAGAAGCGCCUGGUGAAGUGAUGGGGAAAGAGAAGUCCGAGUGGUUUGCCGUGAGAGAAGCGUCGAGAAUCGUGCCGGUGUUGGACAGACCCUGGGAUGCAAGUAGUGGUGUCCAAUGAGUCAGUGUCAAAGAUAGAGAUAGCGUGCGCCUGAUAUCAGGUGUCAUCUCUCCCCUCAUGUAGGCUGGCAGGAACGACCCUGCCUCCAGCUUGCUAGCUAGCCGAGCCUGGGUGGUGGAAGUGGUGUCGCGUUCUGUCGAGACCAGAGGGUUCGACAACGUGUUGUGGAAAUUAUGGUGCCGAUCUGCACAAAGUGGCUUAAAAAAUGGGAGAGAGGGCAGGAGGGGACUGCAAUACAGUUACUCGCAAGAAUAACCAUAGCGGGCGUGGAGACGGCCAACGAGAUCAACAGGUGCCCAAAGAAGCAAUGGAGCUGUAUAAUGGCGGAGGCAGCGUGGAGGAGUGACGCGAGGCGGCCCAAGGUUUUGGAUUUAGCCUGUAUGUAACCUUCCUCGGGCGGAGUCCAAGAGGUCGGGGUCGGAAAGGUAGGCUGCGUCUCCAGCUCGAGCUCGAGGAAGGCAACGCUACUGCGCUGAGCGACACCGUCCUAAACCCUGAGACCCACGUUGCUCGAGAAAGCGGAUAAUGUGGGGAUAUAUCGCAAGAUGUUCGACAGACGGAAUCGCGAGGGUUCGGCAAGAGAGGUCGGCGCUGAGAUGUACCGCAAGGAAGAGAGAGAGAGCCGAGUACAGAGAGCGUUCGGUUUGGGCCACACCUGUCCAACCUGCUCUCCCGCCACAUGUGAAGACAACGUUCGUCGGUCAUCUCCCUUCACUUGACUCAACAGAAACAUGUCGAAGACGGCGAU